AGUAUAUUCUGGAAAAAAUGCAGUUGAAGCUUGCGGGAUGGAAGCAAAACCUUUUGAGUAUGGCCGGUAGAAGAACUUUGAUUCAAGCUGUGACAUCUUCGAUACCCAUCUACACCAUGCAAACGGUCCUCCUACCAAGCAGUAUUUGUUCAGAAAUCGACACCUUAAACCGUAAGUUUCUCUGGGCUGUCGAUAUGCAAUCAAACAAACCACAUCUUGUUAAUUGGAAUGAUGUGUGCUUGCCUAAGAAAUAUGGAGGCAUGGGAUUGAAGUCUGCAAGAGACUACAACAAAGCUUUGAUUGCAAAGUUGGGUUGGCACAUGCUUUCUGGAAGCAACAAACUAUGGUGCCAGGCUUUCACCUAUAAAUAUCUCCAUUCAAAUAGCUUCUUGAACUGCAACCCCACCCCAUCUUCCUCUGUCACCUGGCGAAGUAUUUUGAAAUGCAGGGACAUGCUCCGCUUAGGCAUACAAUGGCGAGUCGGCUCUGGUACGCAAAUCCAACUAUGGCAUGAUGUUUGGGCAGGAAAUUCGAAGCUCCUUGACGUUGCAUUAUCUCCAAUUCCUCAUCAUCUCCUUGACUUACCAGUGGCUGCUAUCAUCAACAAUUCAAAAUGGGAUUUGGAGCAAUUGACAGGACUCCUCCCAGACCACAUACUUCAGACUAUUGCAGCUAUCCCUCUACCUAUUGCAGGCCAUCUAGAAGAUUCUAUCUACUGGUAUAAUUCAUCCCAAGGUGACUUUUCAGUAAAAUCUGUCAUCCAACUCCUCCAGCAAUCACGCUUACUUGACAUCCCUGAAGUAGGAGAAUGGGCAUGGAUAUGGCAAUUAUGUUGCCCAGAACGAGUUAAGCUUUUUGUGUGGUUAUUGAAAAAAGAAAGAAUUCUUACGAACUCAGUCCGUUUUGCUAGACAUAUGGCUCCUACUCCAGUCUGCCCCCGUUGCGAGCAGUCACCUGAAACCCCAUUGCACCUCCUACGAGAUUGCUACUACUCACGGCUUGUUUGGGAUGCUACUAACUCUCUACUUGGAGAUUUCUUCCAGCUUGAUUUUGCCCCUUGGUUGAGGAAAAAUUCUUCAAAAUCAAGAAUGGGACCACGUGCUUCCGACUCAUGGUCGAGUAUUUUCCUUGCGACCAUCUGGUAUUUAUGGAAAAGUAGGAACAAACUGAUAUUUGAGGAGCAAAGGGUCUCACCACUAGCUAUCGUCCAGCAAGCUAGCAAAUUAGCUUGGGAAAUCCAACUGGCGUUUGCGGCAAAGGCGACCCUCAUCUCAAAAGCCCCUAGAUGGGUCAGUUGGAGCCCCCCUCCCCAGCACUUCUUUAAACUUAAUACCGAUGGAUCACAUGACCAUAGCUCGGGCAAAGCCACUGCGGGAGGGCUUCUUCGCGAUCACCUUGGGCACUGGUAUCAUGGUUUUGCCACAAAUGUGGGUAUCACUACAAGCUUCUUGGCUGAGUUAUGGGGAUGCAGAGAAGGCCUUAAGCUUGCUAUUUCCCUUGGAGUGCAGCAACUAAUUUUGGAAAUGGAUUCCUUAUUGGCAGUCCAACAAAUCCAAUCCCGGAAGGUGUCUGCAGGUGCAGCAUCAGUUCUUCUUAAUGAUAUAUGCUUGCUACUUGACUCCUUUAGCUCUUGCUUGGUGCAGCACACUCUAAGGGAAGGUAACUAUGCUGCUGAUUUUAUGGCGUCUAUUGGGCAUACAAUCGAUUUGGGUACAACCUUCUUCCCAACACCCCCAACGGGUGUUUCACCAUAUUUUGGGUGCAUUGUGGGACGAGUGGCAAACAGAAUUAAAGAUGGGAAGUUCACUCUUAAUGGGGUGGAGUACCCCUUGCCCAUCAACAAGCCCCCAAACAGCCUCCACGGUGGACACAAGGGCUUUGACAAGAAGUUUUGGGAGGUAGCAGAAUAUAAGAAUGGUGAAAACCCAUCCAUUACUUUCAAAUAUCACAGUUCUGAUGGUGAGGAAGGUUACCCGGGAGAUCUCUCUGUGACUGCAACUUACACUCUUGUCUCUAGCACAACAAUGAGACUUGACAUGGAAGCAGUGCCUAAGAACAAGGCAACACCUGUUAGCUUAGCUCAGCACACCUACUGGAACUUGGCAGGCCACAACUCAGGAAGCAUACUGGACCAUUCAAUUCAGAUUUGGGGUUUGCACGUCACUCCUGUGGAUCAGUAUACGGUCCCAACGGGUGAAAUCAUGCCAGUUAAAGGCACUCCUUUCGACUUCAUCUCAGAAAAGAGGAUUGGUACAUCAAUACAUGAGGUUGGCUUAGGGUAUGACCAUAACUACGUUAUUGACUGUGGGGAAGAAAAGUCAGGGUUAAAACAUGCUGCAAAACUGAAGGACCCAUCAAGCUCGAGAGUCCUUAACUUGUGGACCAAUGCCCCAGGGAUGCAGUUUUACACUGGUCACUAUGUUGAUGGAGUUGUUGGAAAAGGAGGUGUUGUUUAUGGAAAGCAUGCAGGCCUAUGCUUGGAGACGCAGGGCUUCCCAAAUGCCAUAAACCAAUCAAACUUCCCUUCAAUUGUUGUUCAGCCUGGUGAGAAGUACAGCCAUACCAUGUUGUUCGAGUUUUCGGUAGAGUAAGUUUCUUUUGAGGGUGUGUGGUAGAAUAAGGUUUGCUUUCUGUACUGCAUGUUUAAUUAGAAGUAUUGUCAAUAAUAAUGUUGAGAGACUUGUGUGCAGAGGCUGAUUACUAAUAAAGGGAACUGUUUAUG
Molecule: messenger RNA, 2722 nt
Organism: Rubroshorea leprosula
Lineage: Eukaryota; Viridiplantae; Streptophyta; Magnoliopsida; Malvales; Dipterocarpaceae
Source: the annotation of a GenBank genome assembly